AUGCUUCCGACACCUGCCCUCGCCACCACGCAGGUCGAGGCAAGCACUUCUCAGCCUGCACCGCCAGAAGCUCCGGCUGCACCAUCUUCACCUAAACCCACACAGCCAUCAGAUGCCGCAAACCAAGAUGGACCGGUCCAAGAGCAAUACCUUCUCGUGCUCUCAGGCCUGAUCGGUAGCGGCAAGUCCACCUUCGCACGUGCCCUAGUCGAUCGCUUCCCAACAUGGCGUCACUGUAACCAAGACGAGCUAGGCGACCGACGUGCAGUUCUCUAUGCCGCCCAAACAGGCCUCCUUGCAGGCCACAACGUUGUCAUCGACCGCACCAACAUCGACGCCAAACAACGCCGUACUUGGCUCGAGCUCGCACAAGAGAUCUCAUCAGCCGAGGGUUCCACAAGGAAGAUUAUCACAAUCUCACUCACACUCACCAUCUCGAUCAAAGCCGCUCAAGAACGUCUGCGCAUCAGGAAAGAUCACGAGACGAUCAAGACAGCAGAACAAGCCUUGGAGAUUCUACCGCAUUUCCUGAGGACGUAUCAGAAGGCAACUACGGAGGAAGGAUUUCAUUAUGUGCUGACGUAUCCUGCGGGAAAGAUGUCAAGGGAACCAGUUGAGGAGGAAGCGAAGAAAAUGUUGUUUGACAGGUUAGAGACAGAGGUUAGAGCUGAGGGGAAGUUGCCAGAGAGACCACCGCCGAGAGCAGGCGGUGCGGGGAGAGGUAUGGGUGGAGGAAGGGGAAGAGGCGAAUGGAGGGGGAGAGGUAGAGCAUCAUCUGCUGUCUACACCCCGCAUCACACGCAUCAGCACCAGCCGUACCCUAGUCAGCACGAGCGUUACCAGUACGCACAGCAAGGGCAGAAUGGAAUCACACAGCAAUCAGUAGCUACAACACCUUCGUUCGCGGCGGCCGCAGCCAUCCCUCCGCCACCAACAGCCUUGCAACAUCAGGCUCAGCUUGAACCUCAAUUUCAACUCAUUGACACUACAAUAUACCCAACGAUAUCAUGA
Molecule: messenger RNA, 1011 nt
Organism: Ustilago hordei
Lineage: Eukaryota; Fungi; Basidiomycota; Ustilaginomycetes; Ustilaginales; Ustilaginaceae
Exons: 1
Coding region: 1-1011 (336 amino acids)
Biological process (GO): tRNA splicing, via endonucleolytic cleavage and ligation; DNA repair
Molecular function (GO): ATP-dependent polydeoxyribonucleotide 5'-hydroxyl-kinase activity; double-stranded DNA binding; RNA ligase (ATP) activity
Source: RefSeq, a predicted model, not a curated record